AUGGCCAUGGGACUCGCCCCGCUCGUCCCAGUGGGGCCAAGGGCUCAGGGGCCUUCGACUUCGACAUCUCUGCGGAAUUUGCGAAUAGCUCCAAGUGGUUUGAGUACGAGUGCUCUCUAUGCCCGCAGCAGUCCAGACCUUUCGUCAUCUCUCCUGGACGCAGACAUGUCCAUCGCGGGCUUGGCUUCGGGAACGUGGGCUGGCACUGGCAUUUGCGAUCUGCGGGCUUCCGUGGCAGCGCAGCAGAAGCAGAUCGACUCUUUGGUGGAUCGCGUGGCAAUGCUUCUCUCAUCCAUGCACUCUGAGGUAUUGCAGGAUGUGCGGGCAGCGUUCAACACGUUCAACUUUGAGGCGCGCUUGACAGAGAUGCGACGAGUGGGUGAGGAGCUGGACGCACGCCUGAACGAGUUCAGAGCUCAAGCUCGGCGGUUUGGCGUCAACGACGCUUCAUCAGUUCAGGAUCAGGUGGUGCGUCUGGCGGAGAGCAUGAGCAGCCUAGAUGUUCGCUUUGCGGGACACGAGCAGAAACUGUGCGAGCUUGAGGAUCAUGUCGGCGAGAGCAUGAUCGCCGUACAUGACCGGCUUACAUCGCAAUGGGAUAAUACGUCAGCGGAGCUCAAAAAGCUGACUGACCGCUUGGAGAACACUGAGUCUGAAGUCGCGCUUUUGUCCGACGAGGAUUUCGGACAGGCCACGGCCACGGAAAGCCUACAGAAAGCUUCAGACUCGCUCCGCGUGGAGUGCCAGGAGUUCGUGCUCCAGCAGCUUGAGCCCUCAACAGCCCGCUUGACUGCCUUGGAGAACCACUCCCAGCAGCUGGAAGAACACUUCUCCCAACAAUUGGACUUUUUGGAGGCUCUGAGAACAUCUGAGCUGGUUAGGGCAACACAGGGCGAUGCCCACAAGGACUGGAAGAAGCAGGCGCAGGAUGAUAUGAGGCAGCAUGGAGAGCAGCUCCUCCAACUGACUCGUGAGGUGCGAGAUGUCCGGGCAUUUGCCUCAGGCCUGCAGAGGUCUGUGGAAGAGAAGCAGCGGGCCGAGCGAGCCGGGCGAGCCGAGAAAAUCGCCAACCUGGAGAAGCCUUCAGCAGUGCAGGACCUGCUUGGACGUAUGGAUUUGGUGCAAGCGAAGCUUGAAGCCUUGGCACCCGAUCGCGGUGUAAACCCAAGAAUGGAGCAAAGGGUGGAUGAGGUGGAUACCAGGCUCAAUUCAAUCAGCCUGUCCACCAGUCAAGAGCUCCGAUUCCUCACGCAACAGAUGAGAGAUUUGGAGAGUGCCCUGAGCAAACGUGCGGAGGGCAAUGAGAAGAGCACUGAGCACCUGCAGGUGCAAGUGCAGGACUUGGUCUCUUUCAUGAAGGAUCUGCCAAUGGCCUUCUUGUCAGGCUCGAGUCUACAAUCGGAUGCAGAAGGCCGGAUGCUCCAGGCUUUGGAGAGGAAAGUCGACCUGGCAUCGCACGAUCUGCGGUGUCAGCUUGAAUCACAGAUUGCGCAGAUUGCGGAACGAGAGCAGUGGCAGAAGCUUCAAAGCGACGUGCGCGUCGACGACGUGCGGGUGCAGAAGGUGGCUCUGGACUUGCGGAAGGAGUUCGACCAGAAACUGGCCGACAGUGGCACGGCCUCCCAGCAACUGCUAAGGGAAGUGCGGCAGGAGCUCGAAGCUCGAGCAUCUCAGUCACAACGACAGGCCGAGGAGCUGAGGCGAGAGAUGGAGCUGAAAUUGGACAGGAAGUAUUCGGCAUCGGAAAUGGCAGUGGAGGAGCUUCGGCACACCCUGGACAACACCCGUACCCAACACCAAGGAACCGUCCACAAACUGUCAGAAGACAUGAAGCAGCUUAGCGCAGAGCUCGAAGUCCGCCUUGUCAAAGCACAGGGAUCAAGCCAGAGGCUAGCCGCCGAGCUUCGCAAGGAUCUGGAGAUGAACUUAACCGAGACGAACCGGCAGGUGCUGCACGAGGAGCGACAGCAGCUGGUGAGCGACUUCCGGCAGGACCUGGAGCGACGAUUGCUGCAAAGAAACGCCCAGGUGGCCACGUCCGGCGCUGGUCAGGUCCGGACCGCCGAGGAGAUUCGGCAGCUUCGGGCAGCUAUGGAUAGCACUCGCGAGAUCGCCGAAGAGGCGCGCCGAGAUGUUAUCGGGUUUCUCUCCCGUGGGUCUGACGACUCGUUCAUCGAGGCUGCCGAACGAGCAGCCCAGGUCGCAGCAAGCUCCUUAGAGGAGCGCUUCGGUGAACGAUUGGAUCGCUGUGAUGCAGCCGCUGCUUCCUGCGAGCAGCUUACGAAAGAGAUGGAGAAUCACCUGCGACAGGUGUCCAGCGAACUGCGUGCGCAUCAGCAACUGGUGAGUGUUCUGGCCCCGUCCCUGCAGUCGAUGGAAGCUGAUUCUGUUGCCACGGCAACGGCAGCUGCAACGGCUGCAGCAGCGGCCGCAACGGAAGUGCUCUCAGAGGUGAGAAACAGUCCGGCGAUGAGGUCGUUGCGCAGUAGUCCAUCGAGAUCGUUGAACUCAAUGUCGCAGGAGCUGUUCCGCCGCUCUGAUGAGUCAAUCUCAGAGCAGCACGGAGGGCGCCCUUGCCCAAUAUCGCCAAUCUCUGAAGAAGCAGAGGUGGAUGAGCAAAGCUCUACCCUAGCGGGACGCCGACAAAAGAAUCGUGAAUUGAGUGUGGAUGUCGACCAGUACAGCCUGCAACAAAAAGUCGCAAGGAGCCUCGCAGGGUUAGAGGACUGA
Symbiodinium natans is the source of this 2730-nucleotide messenger RNA. The record is from the annotation of a GenBank genome assembly. Lineage: Eukaryota; Dinophyceae; Suessiales; Symbiodiniaceae.